Trifolium pratense (red clover) is the source of this 1288-nucleotide messenger RNA. RefSeq names its product 60S ribosomal protein L5-2-like. Gene Ontology annotation, cellular component: cytosolic large ribosomal subunit; ribosome. The record is from RefSeq and is a predicted model, not a curated record. Bases 137 to 1039 code for a protein of 300 amino acids. Gene Ontology annotation, molecular function: 5S rRNA binding; structural constituent of ribosome. Lineage: Eukaryota; Viridiplantae; Streptophyta; Magnoliopsida; Fabales; Fabaceae. The transcript is spliced from 9 exons. Gene Ontology annotation, biological process: ribosomal large subunit assembly; translation.
UAAACCCAAAACCCAUUUACAUUUUUGACCCGACCCACCAAAAUCAAUCCAUAUAAACCUAAACCUUUCUUAACCCUAGCUCUCACUCUUUCAUCACUCUCGCUCGCUCGCAGAAAGAGAUCCGCCUUCCUCAACAAUGGUUUACGUUAAGGCUCAGAAAUCUAAGGCUUACUUCAAGAGGUACCAAGUCAAGUUCAAGAGAAGAAGAGAGGGUAAGACUGAUUACCGUGCUAGGAUUCGGUUGAUUAAUCAAGAUAAGAACAAGUACAACACCCCGAAGUAUCGAUUUGUUGUUCGAUUCACCAACAAAGAUAUUAUUGCACAAAUAGUAUCUGCUAGCAUUGCUGGUGAUAUUGUUCUUGCUGCUGCAUAUGCUCAUGAGCUGCCACACUUUGGUCUUGAAGUAGGCCUUACAAAUUAUGCUGCAGCUUACUGCACUGGACUCCUCUUGGCCCGUCGAGUUCUCAAGACACUUGAGAUGGACGAGGAGUAUGAGGGGAAUGUUGAGGCUAGUGGAGAGGAUUAUUCAGUGGAGCCUGCUGACUCCAGGAGGCCAUUCCGUGCUCUCCUCGAUGUUGGUCUUGUCAAGACCACAACUGGAAACCGUGUCUUUGGUGCCCUGAAGGGAGCACUGGACGGGGGUUUGGAUAUUCCCCACAGUGACAAACGGUUUGCUGGUUUUGACAAGGAAAAGAAAGAGCUUGAUGCUGAGGUUCACCGCAAAUAUAUCUUUGGUGGACAUGUUGCUGCUUACAUGAAGACUUUGAUUGAAGAUGAACCAGAGAAAUACCAGACCCACUUUAGCGAGUAUAUUAAGAAAGGAAUUGAGGCUGAUGGUCUUGAGGAGCUGUACAAGAAGGUUCAUUCUAACAUUCGUGCAGAUCCUUCCAUUAAGAAAUCAGAGAAGCAGCCUCCAAAGGAGCACAAGAGGUUUAAUCUGAAGAAGCUUACCUACGAGGAGAGGAAAUCCAAGUUGAUUGCACGCUUGACAGCUCUUAAUGCUGCUGUUGGUGAUGAUGAUGAGGACGAUGAUGAGUGAAAAUUGUUGUUUAUGCAGCAGCUGAAGUGAUGGAUAUCUAGAACUUUUUAUGAAUUUGCAUUUUUUUUUUUUUUUUUUUUUUUUGACAAACAACAACUUAUACCAUUUCAUUAUUCAAAAUAGAAGUAAUACAAGGAGGUAACAUCUCAAGACUAUAGUGACAAGGCCACGAAAUGGCCGCUUUCGCAAGCGUAUGGGCAGCCAUGUUCGCUUGUCGCUUAAUAAACUUUACCACAAAGUUUGGAUUCA